AUGGCAAGCGCAGCUGAAAUCCUUCUCGCACCUUUCCCUGGUGAAACCCUCUCUGUCCCUUAUUUCGGUUACGAACCGGUCAGCAUGCUCAUGGAUCGUGCGAAGAAUUUGCUACGCUCAAAGUACUUCAUUCACAGCACAGCAAUUCACUUCAAUGGCGUUGGCAUUGUUGACACCAAAAAGACGAUCGAUGAGUGUAAAGUGUACGGCAAUUUGAUCACGCUGAACUUUAUGCAUGAACCAGCACCUCCUGUGGGCCGUCCAAGUCCUAUUCCUGGCGAGCAAAAGUUCUACAUCUUGAUCAGCAGUGGUUCGGGAAGGUUGUAUAAAGUCGCUGUUUCCAAAUCAAACACCGGUGAGGACAUCAAAUGGAAAAUGUAUCAACGCGUGGGCAUUGGAUACUACAGCCAGCGAUUGAUUUUCAAAGGCCAAGCACUUGGUGGAAGGCGUCUUGUCGACUACGGCAUUGAAGAUGGCUCAAUGGUUGAUAUGAUGAUAGAGCAACGAGGUGGUGGAUCGUUGUUUGCUGAUGUCGAGCAUGGCCAUAUGGAUCGCGUGGUUUUCUCGGAUGAUGCCCCUGAAGGACGUACUGUAUGUGAAGGCAUGAAUAUUGAGGUGAAUUGCAAAUGCACUCCCGAUUACCAUGUUAUCUGCAUGCAGGGUUAUGGACUAUACGAGUUGGAUAAGGAUGUCCUUGAUUGCCCUCUUUGCCAUAGCGAAAAUGUUGAUCCUGUCACGGUUGGCUUCCACCAAUGCGAAUAUCGCACGCAUGGGCUCAAAUCAAACGGCAUUCAGCAUUCAUCAGAUUGGAUAACCAUCGACAAUGAUGACUACAACGUCUUUGAUGGAGAUGAUCAGGCCGAAUGGGAUCGAUUGGCAAUCCAAACGCGACCUUUGAAGAAAGGCUACUACAAGGAAUUCUGCCUUGUGUGCUUGUGUCCUUUUGACGAUGAUUACACAACUCCCAAAAACUGCAAGCAUCGUUUCCAUGGCAAUUGUAUCAGCAACUGGCACGGUGAAUGUCCUUUGUGUCGAGCUAGUCGUUUGUAG
Molecule: messenger RNA, 1050 nt
Organism: Lichtheimia ornata
Lineage: Eukaryota; Fungi; Mucoromycota; Mucoromycetes; Mucorales; Lichtheimiaceae
Exons: 1
Coding region: 1-1050 (349 amino acids)
Molecular function (GO): protein binding
Source: RefSeq, a predicted model, not a curated record